AGAAUAAGGCAGGAUGGAUGUGUAUGACCCUCAGACACUGGGUGUUAUGGUCUUUGGAGGUUUUAUGGUGAUAUCAGCCAUCGGGAUCUUCUUGGUGUCCACCUUCUCCAUGAAGGAGACGUCUUACGAGGAAGCCUUGGCCAAGCAACGCAAAGAGCUUGAGAAGACCCAGCAGCAGAAAAUAGAGAAAAAGAAGAAAGAGAAACCUGUUGAGAAGAAAGGAAAAGCAAAGAAAAAGGAAGAGAAACCUAAUGGAAAAAUCCCGGAGCAGCAGCUGACUCGGGAAGUGACGGACUCUCCCAAGGAUGUGGUUCUUGAGCCUGCUGUGGUGCCUGAGCCUGUAACUGUCGAGACUCCGAUCGCAGCGGUGUCAGUGCCCCCCCAGGAAAAGGAGAAACCUGCUCUGUCACCUAAGGAGAAGAGGAAGAAGGAGAAGAAGGUGGCAAAGGUAGAGCCUGCUCCUAGCCCGGUGUUGGCUUCACCUCCUGUCAGUGUCCCCAAAAGUUCUCCCGUCUUGGAGGUGACCCCUAAGGAGGUGCCUGUUGUGGCCGUGCCGCCGGUUGGCACGCAGCAAAGUGAGCAGAAGCAUGAUGGACCUGUCAAAAAGAGGGCUGCAUCCAAAAAGAAGAGCGAGCCAGCACCUGCGGACUCGGACGGGCCCCUCUACCUGCCCUACAAGACGCUCGUGUCCACAGUCAGCAGCAUGGUGUUCAGCGAGGGGGAGGCCCAGCAGCUCAUCGAGAUCCUGACGGAGAAAGCAGGCAUCGUCCAGGACACCUGGCACACGGCCACACAGAAGGGUGACCCAGUCGCUGUCCUGAAACGCCAGCUGGAAGAGAAGGAGAAGCAGCUCACCGCUGAGCAGGAGGAUGCGGCUGCUGCCAGAAACAAGCUGCGGGAGCUAAGCAAGGAACUGGCGGCCGAGCGGGCCAAGGCGGUGGCCGUGGAGGGCAAGCUGAAGGAGCAGCUGCUCACCCGCGAGCGGGAGAUCGCGGCAGUGCAGGCACGCAUGCAGGCCAGCUACCAGGACCAUGUCAGCGAAACGCAGCAGCUCCAGGGCAAGAUCCGGACCCUUCAGGAGCAGCUGGAGAACGGCCCCAACACGCAGCUGGCUCGCCUGCAGCAGGAGAACUCCAUCCUGAGGGACGCCCUCAACCAGGCCACCAGCCAGAUGGAGAGCAAGCAAAACGCUGAGCUGGCCAAGUUACGGCAAGAGUGCAACAAGCUGAUGAAAGAGCUGUCUGAGAAAUCGGAGGUGCUGCAGCAAGAGGAGCAGCAGAAGAAGAGCUGGGAGAUCAAAGCGGUGGCCUCGGAGAAGCAAAUCGAGCAGCUGCAGGCUUCCCAAAGGGAGGUGGAGGCGACGAUGCAGAAGAGGCUGGAUGAAGUAAGCGACGAGCUCCGCAAAACCCAGACCAGCUACAAAAGCUUGUUAGCAGACGCAGAAAAGGCUAAAGGACAGCAGCAGAGCAUUGCUGAACUGCAGGCCAAGCUGCUGAGCUCCGAAGCGGAGGUUAAAAGCAAGUUGCUGGAGCUGGACAACGUGAAGGGGAAACUGCAGGGUGCCAGCUUGGAGAAUACGAAGCUCCUGGAGAGGAUCAAAUCCAUUGAAGCUCUGCUGGAGGCAGGCCAGAUGAGGGAGGCAGAAAAAGACAGAGACUUGAAGGCAGCCAAUGAAGCAGAAAUGAAGCAGCUGCGGUCAAGGCUCCAGGAGAAGACGGACCAGCUCUCAUCCUUGGAAAGGGAAGCCACAGAGCUGCGAGAGGCGAUGGAGCAACAGAAGAUGAAAAAUAAUGACCUUCGCGAGAAGAACUGGAAAGCAAUGGAAGCGUUGGCCACGGUGGAGAAGGCGUGCGAGGAAAAACUGCUUGCUGCUACAAAAGCAAAGGAAGAGCUGGCCCAACAGCUGGACACGCUCCAGACGCGAACCAAGCAGACGCUGCUCUCUGCCCUCCCUGGAGUUGCCGUGUCCUCGCAGCAGGAUUAUGACACGUGGCUACAAGAGUUUACGGAGAAGACCGUGGAUGUGCUAAAGCAGCAGACAAUUACAACAGAGCCCCCGGAUUCAGCACUUAAAUUAAGAGAGGCAGAGGAAGCACAAAGCACUUUACAAGCAGAAUGUGAGCAGUAUAGAGCUAUCCUUGCAGAGACGGAAGGGAUGCUGCGAGACCUGCAGAAGAGCGUGGAGGAGGAGGAGCAGGUGUGGAAAGCAAAGCUCACGGCGUCUGAAGAGGAACUCCAAAAGUCGCAACUCCAGCUGAAAUCCCUUGAAGACAUGGUGGAGAAGUUGAAAGCAGAUCUGCAGAGCACAGAUCAGCUAAAGCAAUACACCUCUCUUCUGGAAACGCAACUGGAAAAUCACUUGGAGACAGCCAGCUCUGAACGCCAAAAGUACACAAAAGAGGUUGAAGUCUUGAGGCAGCUCUUGUCGGAAUCCCGGGAGCAGCUGGAGGCAGCGAAGACGGAAACGCAGAAGCAGAGCAAGGAGCUGGCCCUGGUCAGGCAGCAGUUGAGUGAGAUGAAGAGCCAUGUACAGGAUGGAGAAGUAGUGGGGUUACAAGCUGACCCAAGCGAGCCUGCGCCCCUCGAGUUGAAAACUCAGCUGGAGCAAAACGAAGCGCUGGUGGAGAAGGAGCAAGUGCUGCGACAAAAGCUGGCGCUGGAGCUGGAGGAGGCCCAGAGCUCAGCGUGCAGUUUGCAAGCAGAGCUGGAAAAGCUGAGACUGGCUGAAAAUGCAGCAGCUUCAGACACGGAGGAGGCCCAGCAUCUCAAGGAAAGACUUGAAAAAGAAAAAAAAUUAACAAAGGACCUGGGCCAGGCAGCAACCAAACUACAGGAGCUACUGAAGGUUACCCAGGACCAACUGGCCAAAGAGAAAGAAACGGUGAAGAAAUUGAAAGAACAGCUUCAGGAAACGGGGGAAGAGGACAGUUCGAAGGAAGGGACUUCAGUUUGACGAGUCUAUGACCUAGACCUUACUGUUCAACUUACCAAAAUGCCUUACACAUUCCUAAAAAUAAAAAUAUAUGCUGAAUUUACUGUAGAUAAAAGAUACAAGCCAUUAGUGAUCCAAAACCUAGUUUUGAAACUUUAGGAAAAAAAUACAAAAAAACCAAAAAAACCCAACCAGUAAACACUGCGGGCAUACAUUUGUAAGAAAAUCUUCAUACUGUUUUGUACAACCGUUCAUUCCCCAGGCAGCCCGGCCGCGUCGGGGCAGGCACCAGGGCUUCACCCUCCUGUUGCGGCAGAACCCAUGAAUGUGUGAAAAGGGAAGACUGUGUUUGUACAUCAACCGGUGCAAUUAUUAUUAUUUUUCUUUUUUUUUUUUUUUUGAAUGAAAGAAGUGUGAAAGUAAGACCCACCAUGGAAGGAAGCCUCUCUUUGAUGGGUGGCUCUUGGCACGUAUACUUUUAUGUAUUUCUGGGUGUCGAUGCAAUUAAAAUGAU
Molecule: messenger RNA, 3446 nt
Organism: Pygoscelis adeliae (Adelie penguin)
Lineage: Eukaryota; Metazoa; Chordata; Aves; Sphenisciformes; Spheniscidae
Gene: RRBP1
Product: ribosome binding protein 1
Exons: 24
Coding region: 14-2953 (979 amino acids)
Biological process (GO): protein transport
Cellular component (GO): endoplasmic reticulum membrane
Source: RefSeq, a predicted model, not a curated record